AUGAAUGUAAUUCGCGGUUCGUGGAGGAGAACAAGUCUUCCAGUAGGAUUGUUUUCGGCCCUUAGGACAUCGUCGGUAGCAUGUAUUCGAUUUUAUUGUGAUAAACCGUCACGCGGAGGUUCGGCAUCGAAACCUCCGGACGAUGGAAAGGAUAGCAAUGGGCAGGAAGUGCGAGUGCGUUUCGCACCUAGUCCAACAGGGUAUAUGCACCUGGGAGGAUUACGCACAGCAUUGUACAAUUAUCUCUACGCGAAAGCACACGGUGGAAAGUUCGUAUUGCGCAUCGAAGACACCGACCAGGAACGGUUCGUGGAGGGUGCUGCGGAGAAACUGUAUACCGAUUUGAAAUGGGCCGGAAUCGAGCCGGACGAAGACCCGUACAAGGGGGGACCAAACGGUCCGUACACGCAAAGCCAACGGUAUGAAAUCUACAAGCGUGAAGUGAAAAAGAUCAUGGAAGAUGGUCGAGCUUACUAUUGCUUCUGUACCGAGCGCCGGUUGGAGCUGCUGCGCAAGGAAGCACUUCGGUUACGUCAGGUGCCUAAGUACGAUAACAAGUGUCGCCAUUUAACGCCGGGCCAGAUUGCGGAACGGUUAGCUAAGAAUGAUAAGUUUUGCAUUCGCUUCCGGUUGCACUCGAAGGGGGACGAAUUUAAUGAUCUAAUAUACGGUAAGAUCGUAUAUUUCAUAGCACAGCAGGAAGGAGACCCAGUGAUCAUCAAAUCGGACGGUUAUCCAACGUACCACUUUGCGAACGUGGUCGAUGAUCACUACAUGAGGAUUACGCACGUUCUGCGGGGCGUCGAAUGGCAGAUAUCGACACCGAAACACAUACAGCUGUUUCAUGCAUUCGGUUGGCGACCGCCACAGUACGCCCAUCUGCCACUGAUAAUGAACCCGAACGGAUCGAAGCUAAGCAAACGGCAAGGCGACGUACAGCUGGAACACUACCGAAACAAUGGUGUCUUUCCACAGGCCCUACUAAACUACAUAACCCAGAGUGGGGGUGGAUUCGGGAGGGAACUGCUCGAUAUCGAGGCACCACAGUUGACCGAUCUAAUACGACAGUUUGAUCUGAAGAAAAUUAACGCCAACUCUAGUCGUCUGAAUCCGGAACUAUUGAAGCAUUUCAAUCGGGCCGAAAUUAGGUACAAGCUGGAAAACGAUAGUGCGGCAGCCGAACAGAUCGUCCGAGAGGUGACGGAAAUGGUACGCAAGGAGUUCGCAAAAGAUGUGAAAAACCUACAACUUAGCCCGGAACAUGUACGGGAUGUGUUGAAUUGGUCUCUGCCCCGGAUAGAUUCAUUGCAAGAUCUCGUAAAAAGCAAACUUUCCUUUCUGUGGGUGUUGCCUAAUCCUACCAAGGAUAAAAUCGUCGAUUCAGAUAUUUUAGCCGUACUGGCCAAGAACUUGGCCACCGAAGCGGACGUACCGGAGUUUAACAAAUCGGAACUGAGCCGAUUUAUAAAGGCCUUUGCCGAACGGAACCAUCUUGCAUUUGAAAAGCUCAUGAAAGCAUUACGAUCGGGUUUGAGCGGCCUGCAGGAAGGUCCGUCCGUGCCGGAAAUGAUGGAAAUACUCGGCCGUGAGAAAACGGUCGAAAGGAUCGAGCUGGCAGCUGGAAGACAGAAAUAG
Anopheles marshallii is the source of this 1635-nucleotide messenger RNA. RefSeq names its product probable glutamate--tRNA ligase, mitochondrial (gene GluRS-m). Bases 1 to 1635 code for a protein of 544 amino acids. The transcript is spliced from 3 exons. Gene Ontology annotation, biological process: glutamyl-tRNA aminoacylation. NCBI's taxonomy places the organism in Eukaryota, Metazoa, Arthropoda, Insecta, Diptera, Culicidae. Gene Ontology annotation, molecular function: glutamate-tRNA ligase activity; tRNA binding; zinc ion binding. The record is from RefSeq and is a predicted model, not a curated record.